Messenger RNA from Pollicipes pollicipes, 2716 nucleotides. RefSeq names its product podocan-like protein 1. The transcript is spliced from 9 exons. Gene Ontology annotation, cellular component: cytoplasm. Lineage: Eukaryota; Metazoa; Arthropoda; Thecostraca; Pollicipedomorpha; Pollicipedidae. Bases 1 to 1569 code for a protein of 522 amino acids. The record is from RefSeq and is a predicted model, not a curated record. Gene Ontology annotation, molecular function: protein binding.
AUGGCCGCGGUGCUACAGCUCUGCACGUCUCUGGGGCUGCUGCAGCCGGGCAGCACGCUCUGCGAGGGUGUCUACUCCACCAACUGUCACUGCGUGCGUCAGGACGAGCGGGUGCGGGUGUGCUGCGCCGGCCAGAACAGCCCCGACGACAUUGCUCGUCUGCUGAGCGAGGACCUGCGGGACACGCCCCAGAUCAGCCUGACCGAAUGGGGCGCCGAGUUCCCGUCACAGCUCUUCGCCGACGUGCAGCCGAGCGUGCGCGAGCUCAUCCUCGACCACAACAGCUUCGGGGUGCUGCCCGACACCGCGUUCGCCGGGCUGCGCGGCACGCAGAUCGUGCGCCUCGACCACAACCGGCUCAACGAGAUCGGCCGGCUGAACCGCGGCCAGCUGGCGCCGCUGGCGCAGCUGCGCUACCUCUCGCUGGCCGGCAACGGACUGGAGGCCGUCGAGCAGGGCGCGCUGCCGCCUGGCAUCAAGCACCUCAGCCUCUACAACAACCGGCUCGAGUCGCUGAACGGCACGCUCAGGAACAUGAACAGCAUGAAGUGGCUGUUCAUCUCCAAAAACAGACUGACGUCGCUGCGGGACGAGCUGCCUGCGGGCAACAGUCUGAGAGCGCUGACUGCCUACGAGAACCAACUGACGUCUCUCGACGGGCUGCAAGACGCGAGAUCGCUCUCGCGUCUCUUCCUGCGCUCCAACCGGCUGACCUCGCUCGGACGCCUGCGGCUGCCGCUGCUCAAACUGCUCGAAGUCUCCGACAACCAGAUCGAGACGGUGACUCCGGAGGAUUUUGCCGGCAUGCCUGCCUUGAAGGAAGUCACCUUGGCCAGCAACCGGCUGACGGAGGUGGGGCCCAUCCUGGACGUCCUGCGCGCGCUGGACAAGCUGGACCUCUCCGAUAACGGGCUGAUCUCGAUCGGUCAGCUGACAUCAGAAGAUCGUCAGCUUGGUGCGACGGAGGCCGCUGGCGACGUUCCCGUGCUGGCUCAUCUUUACGUCAGAGCCAACCGGUUGACGUCCUUGGGCGAGCUGCACCUGCCGAAGCUACGUAUUCUCGACCUCUCGGACAACCGGCUGACCCAGGUGUCGGCGACCAACUUCGUUGGCCUGCCGUCACUACGAGAGCUCAUCCUGUCCGGUAACCACCUGGAGGAGGUGGGCCUGCUCCUCGAGGUGCUGCCCUCUCUGACCAAGGCGGACUUCUCGGACAACAUCAUCAGGUCGAUGACACCGCUCAAUACGCGAGAGGCGCUGCCGCAUGAAGACAAGCCGCAGCUGGUGCACCUGGAGACGCUGAUGCUGAACAACAACAGCCUGAGCGCCCUGCACGUGGCGCUGUACCGGCUGCCGUCCCUCUGCGUGCUGGACGUGCGCGACAAUGCCAUCAGCAGCCUGCGCUGGCACCGGCACCACGCCUGGCACUGCAGCCUGCAGCGCAGCAAGCUCCGCAUCAGAGGAAAUCCGAUGCGCUGCGAGGACGAGACCGUGCGGCGGUCCCUCACAUCGGCGGCGGAACAGUUCAGCAUAGAUGUCGCCCUCUGCGACGGCGUCCAAGAGCCGUGACGGCACCCGACACCGGAAGCGUGACGUCAAGCAUCGAUCGACCUCGGCCCGAGCAGGGUCCCUCCCACCCCGCCGAUGCCUGGCGCUGGGGGACGCCAGCGGACCUAGUGGACUGCACGUGAUGGUGCUUCGGACACCAGGCCGCCUUUGGACGUGAGAGCACCGCCGCGACAUGUGGUGUAGUGAUCAACGAGUGUGCCAUUCUGUGCGGGGGCCUGGCCACCAUAGCACGGCCGGCUGGCGCUGGCGGGCCGUAACGUGACCUCAUGGCUCACCGGACUUAUGGCGGACCAGAGACGCAGCGGUGGUGAUACGACCAGUGGACUGUGGCGGCCAAACCAGUGCGCUGCUUUUCGCAUGGGCCUACAGCUGCGCGACGGAGGAGACACAGUCUUCUGGGUGGUGCGGAGCUUUGUGGUGUGGCAUCCGUGUCGUUCGUUUGUUGACCGAAUUCGGGUCAUGGACAGGAUGUGAUUGUUAUUGUUAAGUGAGUGGUUCAUGUCGGCGAUGACGAUUUGCGUGACCAUGGCGCACUCCGGCUCGGGUAGGCGGUGGCGCACUCCGGCUCGGGUAGACGGUGGCGCACGCCGACACGGGUAGACGGUGGCGCCCUCCGGCUCGGGUAGACGGUGGCGCACUCCGGCUCGGGUAGACGGUGGCGCACUCCGGCUCGGGUAGACGGUGACGCACUAGCGUAGCUAUAACCACUAAGCUCAAGAGUGCUCAAUAAGCAUAUGGUCACUGAUUACACAUGAUCGUUGAACACUGAACAUGUCCCAUGUCAAAACAUCAUAGCGUAGCUCAAGCUCUGAAUGAAUAAACAUAUCGCGAUGUUUAAACAAUCUGCCAGACGCCAAGAGCUGUCCGAACCACGUCACAGAACCGUGCAGAGUGCAGAUCCCAGCGAAGUGCGGGCGGCUUCGGCGCACCGCCGACUGGGCUCGGCUCCACGAGCUUCAACGCACCGCCCGCGCACGCGCCGUCCGCACGCUCAGGUGUACCUGACCCUUCUGAAGCAGCCGUCCGGCAACGCUCGCGCCACCACCUCCAGCUCCCGCACCUCGCUCUCCGCGCGCUUCUUCUCUUGGGCGAGGCGCUCAAUCUGGCGCAGGCGCCGCCGCGCCGACGUGCGCAGCCGCCGCGCGCG